This is a messenger RNA of Heteronotia binoei (common prickly gecko), 2116 nucleotides long. RefSeq lists its product as uncharacterized. Gene Ontology annotation, biological process: negative regulation of transcription by RNA polymerase II. Gene Ontology annotation, molecular function: transcription corepressor activity. Gene Ontology annotation, cellular component: nucleus. NCBI's taxonomy places the organism in Eukaryota, Metazoa, Chordata, Lepidosauria, Squamata, Gekkonidae. The record is from RefSeq and is a predicted model, not a curated record. The transcript has 6 exons. Bases 1 to 1833 code for a protein of 610 amino acids.
AUGAGGGGUGCUGCUGUUAAAGUAGUGGAGAAGAAAACUGACCAUCAAACUCCUAGUGAUAAGGACUGGUCACAGAGUGGAGAGGAGGAUUUGGAAGACAAUAGGGAAUCUGCAUGUAUUGAUGGGUAUCUGAAGGAGUUUAUAACAGAUGGUGAAGUUGAUUCUACCAAUGAAAGCAGUCUGAAACAUUCUGAGUUGCAAAAAGGAAGCUUCUGUGUUUCGAGUAUGGUGGAUCAAAUCACUUCAGACAAGUCACUACAAAUUGAUAUUCUUUUAAGAGAUGAAUGUCCAUCUUCCACAAGUUUGCCGUUUGUUCCAAACAAAAAUAUAACUGAACUAUUGUCCAGUGAUUAUUUGCCAGAUGGAAUCCAUAAUGAAAACUUGGUGGAAACCAAGAACAGUAUUUUGGAGAAUAAAAAUGCUCUCCCCAAAUCAGUCUACAACAAUGCAGAAAAUAGUCCUAUUUUAUCCAGUAUAGAAGACAAAGCUCUACCUACCAAAACUAUUUCUGAACUGGGCCCAGUGAGCAAGCUGUUAGGUAACAAGAAGGAAGUAUCUGUUUUUCAUCAGCAUGAGACAUCAAAUAAGACCGAAAGAAACACCUGGGCUUUCUUUUCUGUUGACUUGGUUGAUGAACAGCCCCGUGCUAGCUCUGACAAAAAUGAAUCAUGUUUGACUUGGCCUGAGUGUUCUUCUAAUGUCAUAUAUGAGCAAAGGCCAAGGAAAGCAAGGAAGCUCAAACAGGUCUUUUCAGAGAGGACAACAGAAUUCAGCGAUAACAAAUCUAACAAAGAGCUGGAGAAUGGAGGUGAUGGGGCAGUAUUAAACAAAGGAGAUAACAGAAUAGAUUGUUCUCUGCUAUUACCUCUCUCUGAGAUGCCAGGCAUUGAAGCUAGUAAUUUCCCCAUAGAAUCUAUAACUAAAGACAAUGAUCCCAGUGGUGUGAUUUUGUUAGCAUCACCCCCAGGAAAAGGAAGAUGUAGAAGGAUCUUCAACUUGGCUCCAAACUUUGAUUUGCCCAGGCAGAUUCCAGAUAGGAAUGAUGAGAAAGUGCUAAAUGAUGCAGAUGUAUUUAUAGAUCAAGAGAAAGUUUCAGGUGACAAUAUUAGAGGUGAGGAUAAGCAAAGUCUUGGAUGCCAUGGAUCUCCAGUGCCUUCUAGUUAUGCUGUAGUAGUAGACUCUUUUUGUCCUGAUGUAGAAUCUCCGGUGUGUAACUUGGUUCCAACCAAAUUGACAGAAUUUAUGGAGUCUUCAAAGAAUAUAGUUGCUUCUCCAAUUCAGAUAUGUACUUCUGCUUCUUUACACAAAGAUAGGCAAGCCGUUACUCCUGAUAAAACUCUGGAAAUUAAUAACGAUAGAAAGGAGAAAAUGCCAUGUGAUAUUUCAACCACUCAACCAGAUAUUUUAUCUUCAGUUAAAGAAGCUACUGAGAGUCUUACAAAUCCUGUUGCUGAACAGUGUAAAAAUACGCACCAAAUCAAUAAACUUGGAGCAACAAAAUGUUCCCAAAUUGGAGAUGAUCAAGGUCUUUUAAGCACUAAAUCCAGUUUUCUGAAGCUUCCUUUAUCACUAGGGUUUGCACUUCAACUAGUAAAGCUGUUUGGUUCUCCAGCUGUUCCAUUAGAUACUUUGCUACCAGAUGAUUAUGUUGUUCCCCUUGACUGGACAAUAUCAAAGGAGAUCUAUUUACGGUGGAAAGCUUCUGUGGAGGAAAAACAGAGAAAGAAUCGAUCCAAAGGAUAUGAUGCCUUGCCUGCUGCCCUGGAAGAUUCAAAGGAGGUUGAUGAUCAAGAAUCCUCUGAUGCAAAUCCACAAAUGCACUUGUUCCAGUAGACUUGGAAAAACAUCAUCUCUCUGACGAACUGUUUUCCAGAUAUGAUAUUCAAGCAACAAAAGUGGUUCAUCUGAACUUUUGUCUAAAAAUAAACAGCAUUUUGUGCAGAAAGAACUUGCUCAAUUUAGGCUUCACCAUGGAUCAGAACAGCCAGCUGUGUUACAGUGUUGGUGAGAAGCGCAUAAUGCAAAAUUUGUUGAAUGAUCAACAACCAUAGUUUUUGCCUUCCAUCCAUGUAAGCCUGUUGAAUUUUUGUUUGAAAUAAAACCAACAUUUAAAGAG